Messenger RNA from Scaptodrosophila lebanonensis, 719 nucleotides. RefSeq lists its product as uncharacterized. NCBI's taxonomy places the organism in Eukaryota, Metazoa, Arthropoda, Insecta, Diptera, Drosophilidae. The coding region runs from base 1 to 579 and encodes 192 amino acids. The record is from RefSeq and is a predicted model, not a curated record. The transcript has 5 exons.
AUGCGAAUUUAUGUAACACCAGGAAGACAGCGUAAUCUCUAUAUGUACAGCUCAAACGUUAAGCCACAUCGGGCCAAUCUGCUUCUGCAGAUAAUGUUGCAGAGCAACGUCUACACCUCGAUUUUAUGGACCGUUAGCUAUCUGGGCUAUUUGCUUUUGAACCUACAUGAUCUAUGGAACUAUGAAGGACUUGCAACGUUUUUGGCCUUUGUCCUUGCCGGUUGCUCUGAGGCGGCGCGCCUUUAUGCCGGCUACACGGUUAACCUGUGCGACGGGAUUGCGUCCAUGUGGCUAUUGCUGACGCUGACGCCGUUUGUGCUGCUACCUUCGCUUCUCUAUCUGCGCCUUGUUUCGCGCACCCAGACCCUAUUCCUUCAGUAUAUGUCGGAUGUGCUAUUCGUGCUCAUUGGGCUGGAGGCACUGGUUGUGCUGCUACGUUAUGCCUGCUUGCGAAGUAAGAAACGCCAGGAAUCGUUGAAAAAUCCUGUAUUCCCGUCUACACCAUCCCCAAACCGCGUUCCUCAUCGGGCGGCACAUCCACGCCCGACGCGUCCCCUACGGACUAAUAAGUCGUGGUGAUUAUUGCUGCUGACUAUAAGAAAAUGUGUUUACUACUGGCCUCCUCAGGCUAUUGAGUUAUGUGUGCAAGCGGAUGCUUGCAGAUAAUGUCUUAGACUUAAGUACAGUACAAUACAUAAAAUAAAAUUUAAAAAAGCUAA